Messenger RNA from Dentiscutata erythropus, 1668 nucleotides. The record is from the annotation of a GenBank genome assembly. Lineage: Eukaryota; Fungi; Glomeromycota; Glomeromycetes; Diversisporales; Gigasporaceae.
AUGAAUUAUUGUUACCAUAAUUAUUAUCAUAAUUGUCAUCAUCUUUAUUGGUCUUUAGCCUUCAUCAUUGAUCCUUCAUCAUUGGUCCUUCAUCAAUUGUCCUUCAUUGUUGGUCCUUCAUCAUUGGUCCUUUAUCAUCAGUCUUUCAUCCAUCGUUACCAAGGUGCUUCUCGAAAGGUAUCUCCAAAAGAAAAGAAUUUCUAUAUGGAACAUUUAUGGAAAAGCCAGUCUCUUAGCCCUUCUGAUAAGAAAUCAACUAGAAUCCAGAAUAAAAUACCUUUGUGUAAUUUAUUAGCUGGAGUUUUAAUAAGAGAAUGCACAAGAAAUUAUUUACUUAAGUUAUCCGACAUUUCUUUGGAUCAUCUUAUGUUAAUAAUUUCAAAUAUAAUUAUUAAAAAUGUUGUUAAUUGGAAUACUGAAGAAUGGAACAGUUUUAGAAAUUGGUUUAAUCUUAAGAAUUGUCAUGAGAAAGGAGACAUUAUAAAAUCUAGACUUCAAUAUCUUUUAAGAAAAAAAUGGGACAUACUUCUUAGAGAUUUUUCUUUUAAUAUUGAACAUGGUUUUAUUAAGAUUGAAGAUAAUCUAACUGUUUCAGAAUUGGAAUUAAAGAGUUCAGCAAAAUCAAAAUAUGGAUUAGCAAGACAGAACCUUUCAGACCAACUUAAUGAUAACAAUUUUGACAAUUAUAAUGAAAUUCAUUCGUUUGAUGAUAACAAUAAUUCUAAUAACUUUGAUGAUAUUUGUCUUCUUGAUGAUGAAGAUAAUAAUUCUUAUAACUCUUAUCCCUCCGAAAAUGACAACUCUGAUAACUACUCUGACAAUAUUUAUCUCUUUGAAGAUAACAAUAAUUCUGGCUAUUCUGACUUCUCUGAAGAUAAUAACAAUAAUUCUGACUACUCUGACCUCUCUGAAGAUGAUAAUAACAAUAAUUCUGACUACUCUGACCUCUCUGAAGAUGACAAUAAUUCUGACUACUCUAACCUCUUCGAAGAUGACAAUAAUUCUGAUGUAGAAAUGGAUAUCUCUGAAGAAACUAAUUUUAAAAAUAUAACAUCUUUGAUGAUGUUUACUUGGAUUACAAAACAUAUGAUAGGAAAUCGUACUUAUAAAGAUCUUGUGAAUAUAAUUAAUAAUGAAAACUUUAAUCCUAUAGACGUUCCAAAAAAUAUACAAACAUUAAAAGAACAACAAAAACACCUCCCCCUUCAUAAAAUCAGAAAAAACAUUGAAAUAUUAUAUAAAAAACCUGGAACAGAAGCAACUUGGAUAACAAGGCACAUAAAAUUUCGCCAUUUCCUUCCUUUGGAAUAUAUCCAAGAACCAAAAAAUUCUAAAGAUCUUUCAAUAAAAAAAUUACGACGACAAUAUAAUUUAUUAAAAAGUGUACAAGAAAAAAAAGAUUUUGUGACGAGACAUGGAAUAAGUAUUCAACCUUCACCUUUUUCUUAUUUAAAAUUUAAUCCAUUUCAACAAAUACCUCAAGAUGCUUAUCAUGCCGUUUCUGGAAAAAUCGUCCGUCUGAUGGAAAUAACAAUUGAUUUAUUAUCUGAAAGUGGAAAAAAAUUAUUUAUAAAAAAUUGGAAAUACUUUGAAUUCCCAUCUACAUGGUCAAAAAUGCCUAGUCCAACCUCACAUUCCCGGUCACACUUUAUGAGUGAUUAUCAGUGA